CUCGCUGCCAUUUCCCCCGGCACGCACCACUCCCCGCGUUCUACCCUAAUAGCUUUCGAUUCUAUCCUUGAGCUGUUGCCUGCUUGACGUCUGCCAUGGCGCCCGCCAACCAGCCCAUGUACAGCAAGGACGAGAAGGCGCUGUGCUUUCAUCACGAGCUGCUAUAUGAAGCCAAGGUGCUCGACUCAAGACCGGUAGACCCGAAUGAUAAGAAGAGUGCCUACCAGUACAAGGUACACUACAAGGGUUGGAAGGCUACGUGGGAUGACUGGGUGCCGCAAGAUCGGCUCCGCAAGCUUACCGAUGAGAAUCGCGAGCUGGCCAACAAUCUCCGCAAGGAGAUGGAAGUGAUGCGUCGCGGCUCUAGUUCGCAGAAGCCCACUUCGCACAAGAAGAAGACCGACCUGAGCUCUACUCGCGGUAGCGAGGGCCGCGAGACUCCUGUUGCGACAACCAGUCUGGCGGGCCGCAAGAGAGGUCGCGACUUCGAGGUUGAGCGGGAACAGGAUUUCCGUGCCCGGCCAGCUAUUCGCAUCCACAUGCCAGACAGGCUGAAGUCGUUGUUGGUGGAUGAUUGGGAGAACAUCACCAAAAACUUGCAGAUCGUUAAGCUCCCGGUCGAAUUCCCCGCCGCAGCGAUCCUCGACAUGUACCAGGAGCAAGAGAUGCCGAAGCGCGUAGCCGGCAGCGCUGAGGCCGACAUUCUCGAGGAAGUCAUUGCAGGCGUGAAGGAAUAUUUCAACAAGGCCCUCGGUCGUAUCUUGCUGUACCGGUUCGAGCGUGACCAGUAUCUUGACAUUUACAAGAGGACGGAGCAUCCGACCGACGACCUGGCGGGCAAGACGAUGAGCGAAAUCUACGGUGGAGAGCAUCUUCUCCGACUGUUUGUGUCUCUUCCUGAGCUCAUCGCGCAGACGAACAUGGAUCCGCAGUCGGUCAACAGGCUGCGGGAAGAGCUUCUCAAGAUCACCAUGUGGUUGAGCAAGGACGACACAGUCGGCCGGGUGUUUACGUCAGAGUAUGAGACGGCCGACAGCGAGUACGUUGAUAAGGCCAAGGGCGACGAGAAGCACUGAUGCGGCUUUGAGCGGCUGAAAAGGUGGGAUUGGGGUGGCUGCGAGCCGGUUAUCUGGGUGGUGCCCCUGGCAGUGUAUACUUUGGAGGCGUUCACGUGGCAGCUGACGAGCCACGAUCGAGGGUCCACGGCGCAGGUACCAGAUGUUUGUGUCAUUCCGAUUCCAGCAUGGUGCCAGGCGAGGGAGGGAGGGACGGCAGGCCCCACGCUGGCGGUUUCACGAGGCGGGGGGGCGAAAAGGGAGGCAAAGGCCUCUGGCGAUCUGGGCGCAGGCGAAACCAGAGUUGAUAGCAAAGCCAAGGAUUGCGAGCUUGGGAGUAUGCGAGUCCGGGCACCCGGGGCAGACGGCUCCCUGGGCGGCGUGAUCCCCGUGCUCGGGUUAUUACCGAAGGCUUGGUUUGGCAG
Aplosporella prunicola CBS 121167 is the source of this 1480-nucleotide messenger RNA. RefSeq lists its product as uncharacterized. The record is from RefSeq and is a predicted model, not a curated record. The coding region runs from base 96 to 1076 and encodes 326 amino acids. Gene Ontology annotation, biological process: chromatin organization; regulation of DNA-templated transcription. The transcript is spliced from 4 exons. NCBI's taxonomy places the organism in Eukaryota, Fungi, Ascomycota, Dothideomycetes, Botryosphaeriales, Aplosporellaceae. Gene Ontology annotation, cellular component: Rpd3S complex; NuA4 histone acetyltransferase complex; nucleus.